AUGGCCAAGGUCCCGGAGCUGGAAGACGCCUUCGUGCAGGCGCAGCCUUCAGCCCGGCUCUCCCCCGAGAUCCGGGAGGAGUGCUGUGCGCAGCUCCUGGGCCAGGGCUUGCUCGUUUAUCCGGAGGAAAGAGUGUUCCUGGCGGCUGAAGCGCAGCCCGGGGGCGCGCAGGGCAGCGGGGACAAGGGGGAAGCCCCGGAGCUGCGGGUGGGAGUGAAAUCAGAAAUGCAUUUAAGCAAUGGUAACUUUUCCUCUGAAGAAGAGGAUGCGGACCCUUGCGACAGCAAAACCAAAGCCGCUGAUGACCAGCACCUCUCUCAGAAGAAAACCAUCACGCAGAUCAUGAGGGACAAAAAGAAGCAGGCACAGCUCACACUGCAGUGGCUUGAAGAGAAUUACAUUGUAUGUGAAGGAGUUUGCUUACCACGGUGCAUCCUUUAUGCACACUAUUUAGAUUUUUGCAGGAAAGAGAAAUUGGAGCCAGCCUGUGCAGCCACCUUUGGAAAGACAAUUCGCCAGAAGUUUCCCCUCCUAACAACAAGGCGGCUUGGAACAAGAGGCCAUUCAAAGUAUCAUUACUAUGGAAUUGGCAUCAAAGAGAGCAGUGCAUAUUACCACUCCGUUUAUUCUGGAAAAGGUCUGACAAGGUUUUCUGGAAGCAAGCUGAAGAAUGAGGGUGGCUUCACUCGUAAAUAUUCACUUAGCUCAAAAACUGGAACACUUCUUCCAGAAUUCCCCAGCGCUCAACACCUUGUGUACCAAGGAUGCAUUUCUAAGGACAAGGUUGAUACUCUCAUAAUGAUGUACAAAACCCACUGCCAGUGUAUCCUGGACAAUGCAAUUAAUGGAAACUUUGAAGAGAUCCAGCAUUUCUUAUUACACUUUUGGCAAGGAAUGCCUGAUCAUCUUCUUCCCUUGCUUGAAAACCCUGUUAUCAUUGACAUUUUAUGUGUUUGUGACUCAAUUCUUUACAAGGUUCUUACAGAUGUACUCAUUCCUGCAACAAUGCAAGAAAUGCCUGAAAGCUUAUUAGCAGACAUAAGAAAUUUUGCUAAAAAUUGGGAACAGUGGGUUGUUUCAUCCUUGGAAAACUUGCCAGAAGCCCUAACUGACAAGAAAAUACCUAUUGUGCGAAGAUUUGUAUCUUCUCUGAAGCGACAGACAUCUUUCUUACAUCUUGCUCAGAUCGCCAGACCAGCUCUCUUUGACCAGCAUGUGGUGAAUUCUAUGGUAUCUGAUAUUGAAAAAGUUGACUUGAAUAGUAUCGGAUCUCAGGCUCUUCUUACCAUUUCAGGCAGCACAGACACUGAACCUGAUACAUACACUGAACAUGACUCUAUCAUUGUGUUCCAAGAACUGAAGGAUCUUCUUAAGAAGAAUGCCACUGUGGAGGCUUUUAUUGAAUGGUUGGAUACUGUGGUAGAGCAGAGAGUUAUUAAGACCAGCAAACAAAACGGAAGAUCAUUAAAGAAGAGGGCUCAAGACUUUCUGCUAAAGUGGAGCUUUUUUGGUGCUCGAGUAAUGCAUAAUCUCACCUUGAACAAUGCAUCCAGUUUUGGCUCUUUCCAUUUGAUCCGAAUGCUUCUUGACGAAUACAUUCUCCUGGCCAUGGAGACCCAGUUUAAUAAUGACAAAGAGCAGGAGUUACAGAAUUUAUUGGACAAGUAUAUGAAGAAUUCAGAUGCAAGUAAAGCUGCCUUCACUGCAUCUCCAAGUUCAUGCUUUCUGGCCAACCGUAAUAAAGGGAGCUCAGUUUCCAGUGACACAGUGAAGAAUGAAAGCCACAUGGAGACGACCUAUCUUGCUCUGUCAUCCGGUCAACCUGGAGGUUUAACCCCUGCUCUGCACCCAUUCCCUGCUGGGAACACAGAAAACAUGCCACUUGCAGGUCCAAUGGAGCUUUCACAGAGUGCUGGUCAUCUGAUGACACCACCUAUUUCUCCAGCCAUGGCAAGCCGAGGAAGUGUCAUUAACCAAGGGCCAAUGGCAGGGAGGCCCCCAAGUGUCGGCCCAGUACUGUCAGCUACAUCACACUGCUCAACAUACCCAGAACCCAUUUAUCCUUCUCUCCCUCAAGCCAACCAUGACUUUUAUGGGGCCAGUGCUAACUACCAGACUGUGUUUAGGGCACAGCCUCACACCCCUUCAGGGCUCUAUCCUCAUCGUGCUGAGCAUGGUCGAUGCAUGGUCUGGACUGAACAGCAGUUUUCUAGAGACUUCUUCAGUGGCAGCUGUGCUGGGUCUCCAUAUAAUUCCCGGCCGCCUUCCAGCUAUGGACCAUCUCCACAUGCCCAAGAUUCACACAGUAUGCAGUUUUUAAAUACAGGAAGCUUCAAUUUCCUGAACAAUGCAGGGGCUGCCAGCUGCCAAGGAGCAACAUUGCCUCCUAAUUCACCUAAUGGAUACUAUGGAAGCAAUAUAAACUACCCUGAGUCUCACAGACUGGGAUCAAUGGUGAAUCAACACGUUUCUGUCAUCAGCAGCAUUCGCUCACUACCUCCUUAUAGUGACAUCCAUGACCCACUUAACAUCUUAGAUGACAGUAGCAGAAAGCAGACCAGCUCAUUUUAUGCAGACACAUCAUCUCCAGUUGCGUGUCGGACGCCAGUACUAGCUUCCAGCUUGCAAACCCCAAUUCCUUCCUCCUCAUCCCAGUGUAUGUAUGGAACUUCCAAUCAGUAUCCAGCUCAAGAAACCCUGGAGUCCCAUGGAGCAGACAGUAGAGAAAUGGUGUCCUCUUUGCCACCCAUCAACACUGUGUUCAUGGGAACAGCAGCUGGAGGCACUUAA
This is a messenger RNA of Cynocephalus volans (Philippine flying lemur), 2790 nucleotides long. It is a transcript of the gene RFX6, whose product is annotated as regulatory factor X6. Bases 1 to 2790 code for a protein of 929 amino acids. Gene Ontology annotation, biological process: regulation of transcription by RNA polymerase II. Gene Ontology annotation, molecular function: RNA polymerase II cis-regulatory region sequence-specific DNA binding; DNA-binding transcription factor activity, RNA polymerase II-specific. NCBI's taxonomy places the organism in Eukaryota, Metazoa, Chordata, Mammalia, Dermoptera, Cynocephalidae. The transcript has 19 exons. The record is from RefSeq and is a predicted model, not a curated record.